AUGAAAUCCUUAUAUAACGAAAUGGAUAAAAUACUUCCUUAAACUAAGACUACAGGAGCGUUAUGGUUAGGGAAUAUCAAGGCAGCUUAGAAUAUAGUUAGGCUCAACCAAGAGAACAUCAAAACAGUACUCACAAUAGCCAAUAACACCAAUUUAUCUUACCCUUAACAUCAAAGAGUGAGACACAAGGUUUUCGAAAUAAAGGACAAUGACAACGUGAACAUUCUUGAUUUGAUUGAAAUAACAAAUUAAUACAUAGAAGAGUCACUCUAAUAAGGUUCUGUGUUGGUUCAUUGUAUGGCAGGAAUUUCUCGCUCAGUUUCCUGUGUUAUAGCCUACUUGAUUCAUAAAAAUAACUGGAAUUAUGAAUAAGCUUUUAAGUUCGUAAAAACCAAGAGAAAUUGUUCCAAACCUAAUGAAGGCUUUAAGAAACAAUUAAUUUAGUAUGCAGAGCAAAAGUUACCAAACAGUUAGACUCAUGAUAACCAAGAAAAACUAUUAAAUGAUUUGAGGAGGAAAUUGUACCUCUCCCCAGAUGAUGUUGUUAAAAAAACUUAAUUAGUGAAGUCGCCUUAAAAAUAGAUUACUUCACUAAAUUAAAAUUCAACUGCUGAAGAAAAAUAACAAUAUCGUUAGUAAAUGGCAUAGAAAUUGUUUGUGAGUACAUUUUUUAAAGACAGCUUACAUAAAAAUAGCUAUUCCUUAACAUAAAAUAAGAUUAGGACUGCUCAACCUGUGACUAAAAGAGCUCAAUUGAGCAUGUACCGUUCAAUAUAGGAAUCUGACUUUGGGUUUUUAUCAGACAGAUUGAACAUAGCAUGA
Molecule: messenger RNA, 822 nt
Organism: Paramecium tetraurelia
Lineage: Eukaryota; Ciliophora; Oligohymenophorea; Peniculida; Parameciidae
Exons: 2
Biological process (GO): negative regulation of MAPK cascade; protein dephosphorylation
Cellular component (GO): cytoplasm
Molecular function (GO): MAP kinase tyrosine/serine/threonine phosphatase activity; protein tyrosine/threonine phosphatase activity
Source: RefSeq, a predicted model, not a curated record